AUUGCUGCUUCCAUCCAUUGAGAAACGUCGGAAAAACCUUUCGAGCUGCGUCGUGAUCUUAAAGGCUUCUGGGCUUGGCCCUGAGGCGAUUUCGAAAUAUCCCAGGGGCAAAAGAAAAGCUCGGGAUGAACAUGGAUCGGAAUCAAAGGAAGGGCUUUCGACAGAGGUCACCCCCUGUCCUCAAAUACUUGCAGGGUAUCCUUCGCAAAUACCCAGAUGGGGGUCAGAUCUUAAAGGAGCUGAUCCAGAAUGCAGAUGAUGCGGGUGCUGAAGAGGUGAUCUUACUCUACGAUGAACGGAGUUUUGGAACGCAGAGCCUCUUUUCUGAGGGGUUGGCGAGUGCCCAAGGCCCUGCCCUUUUUGCCUACAAUACUGCCCAGUUCUCCGAAGCUGACUGGGAUGGGAUCCAGAGUCCAGGUGUCAGUCACAAAGAGGAUGACCCUUCCACCGUUGGUCGAUUUGGCUUGGGCUUCAACUCAGUCUACCAUAUCACAGAUUUCCCAUCUAUACUCUCUGAUCAGUGUUUGGGAGUGCUGGAUCCACAACAAACAGCGUUAAAUGACGGGGGUCAGCUCUGUAGUGUGGACGAAUGGGAAGAGGCUUCCGACCAGUUUCAACCGUUCUGGGCAAUACUGAAAUCGCUGGGCAAGCCUUGCCCAACUGUUGAGGGCCGAUUCCCGGGCACGCUGUUUCGCUUCCCACUACGACAGAGUCCCUCGAGGCUCUCGGAAAACCUCUACAGCCCAGAACGGGUGCGGGAGCUGCUGCUCUCAUUCUUGAAUGAUGCCCCCAUUAGCUUACUGUUCCUCAGGAACAUUCGGAAGUUGACAUUGGGCCUCGUUGGAUCCGACGGCGCCAUCAGGGAGCUGCUGAGAGCCGAAGCCUCCACUCGUCCAUUUCCUGGGUCAGACGCCUUCACAUCUCUAGACGUGAGUCGAGUCAGCCUUCCUGGCACUGUUCUCCAUGGAUCACACUCUCCUGAUGACGUCACUGGCACCAAGUUGGACACGGCUGCCCACAUCAAAACCCUUGCUGUACGUGGCACUGGGAUUGGACAGGCCACCAGUUGCGAUUGGCUGGUGUUGUCAGCUGAAGCUAAAAAGGAUGCCUUCCCAGAACUGUGGGAUCUCUCAGGCAAGGUGAGCUCUAGGCCAGCCCAGUCCUUGGCUUACUAUUUGCAAGGCAGGUGCUCCGGGCGCCUCAACUGCGUCUUACCGCUCCCUGCCACAGAGGAAAACAUGACAGGAUUGCCACUGCACAUCAGUGCCCCGUUCCAGCUGACGGAUGACCGAAGACACAUACAAUGGUCAGAAGAAGGGUCCCAGGCGCGGGGAGAUGACGGCCGUUGGAACCACUUGCUGAUGGAAGAGAUGCUGCCUGUGGCUUAUUGCCAGAUGGUGCUGCUGACUUCUGCCUAUCCCGGUGAGCCGUACGGGGCAUGGCCGGACCCAGAUAAAAGCCAGCAACUCCGCUACAAGCCUUUAGUAGCUCAGAUCUGCCAGAGACUGAUAGACAUGAAACUCUUGGUGCAGGUUGGAGGUGGGACUCGUCACCUGCUUCAUCCCCGCGAAGCCGUCCUCUUGCCAGAGGAGGUGAUAGAUAAGCCAGUGGGUGCGGCGUUGGAGAAGGCUCUCAUUGCAGCAGGAUUGCUGGUGGCUGUUGCCCCUCCUCAUGUGCGCCGAGCCUUGGCGCUGGGCACCAAAGAUGGGGCAAAAGUGAAGGAGGCAACAACGAAGUUUGUGAGAAACACCCUGCGCCGGGCAAACAGCAACUGUUGCGGGCUCUCUCUGUUGGAGAAAUACUUGGUGUUGGAGUACUUGGCUGGAGAUGAGUGUUACCAGGAGUUGGAGGGUCUGCCAUUGCUGCCCACAGCCAAAGGACACUUUACCGCCUUUGGAGAUUCCGGAGAGACGGUCUUUGUUGAGAACCAUAACUUCCCCAGGAUCUUGUUGCCUGGUUUGGCUCACCAGUUUCUGCCCAAGGAUCUAAACCCCAAGCUGCUGAAGCAUCUGCAAGCAAUUGCAGAAAGAGGGUUAUUCAGGAACCUGGUCUCCUUGGAUCGAACUGUCAUUGAGCAGAAUCUUCGUGGAUCCCUCCCCAAAGACUGGGUCAGCAGCAACGCGUCACGCGUCACUUGGUGCCCAAAGAAUCAUCCGAAACAACCCCCUCUUGAGUGGCUUGAUGCUUUCUGGAAUUUCCUGAAAUGCCAUACGUCUUCCCUGGCAUCCUUCAACGGAUGCCCACUGAUACCACUGACUCCUUUGCACAAUUCCAUCAGUGGCAUCCAACUGGCACGACUUGUGCCUCGGCCUACUCUGCUGUUCCAGAGCCGAGAUGAGCAUUCCUUGCCGGGCGAAGUGGCUGGCGUUCUGGAGAUACUGGGGUGCACCGUGAUCCGGAGCUGGGAGCCACGCUGGGGCCACCCCCAACUCAAAGAAUAUAUACUAGAACCCACACCCUGUGGUGUCCUGCAGGCUUUUGCCCAUUUGGGGGUGUCAUCUGUAGCUGCCUGCCUGGUGUCCCUACGCACUUCGCAGAUUGAGAGCUUGAGCACUUUUCUCUCAACAGUUCCAUCCCUUUCCCCAAAGGAACUUGAAGUCCUGGUGGAAUUGCCGCUGUUCACCAAGAUGCCUUCUCUCCUUCCACCCACCGGGCCCAGCUUGGUGCCAGCCCAGCGCCACUUGGCAUUAGAAAAGAGCCUGGUCCCACCAGUGCCCACAGAUCUGUUGACUCCGGAGCCCGUGCUGUUAUGUCGUAACGAAGCUGAACGCCGCCUCCUUGUGCAAAUCCGGGGAAGUCUCCUGGGGACGCCGGACCUAUGCCUGUUAUGUGUGAAAGCAAUGAAGAAGGGGGCGUACAUCAGCCGGAUGCAGGAUGCUCAGCAGCUCAUGCUGUGGGUGCUACACAACGGGGACUCCCUCUUCAGUCAGAACCGGGAAUUACAAGCGUUGUGCCGGGACCUUCCAUUUCUGGACUGCGGAUCAGGAAAGUUGGGCCGGCCCAGUGAUCUCUACGACCCAGAGAAUCCCGCUUUGCGGGCCUUAUUAAAACCUUGCCGCUUCCCCACGGGAUGUUUUCAGAUGCCAGCAGCAUUGCGGACUCUACGUACUCUGGGGCUGAAAUCUGAUCUCGGUGCUGUCUGUCCCACAGAUGCAUUAACAGCUGCAGAAGAAGUGAAUCAACUGCAGGAGGCUGCAGCUGCUGACGCCAAAUCACAGGCACUCAUCCAGGUCUGCAACGAGACCCCUCUACUGUCGAGCUUCUCCCCCUGGGAGCUGAAGCAGCUGCGGUCCCUGCCUUGGGUGCCUGCCACCAACUCCUCCACACAUGUGCCAGCUGGACGCUUCUUGGCACCCGAAUCGCUUCGCUCAGAGAAGUACGUGGCUCUUGUGGGGCUGGUCAUGAGCCUGACAGAUGCUUUUUGUAAACAAGCUGCAGAAAAACUGGGUCUAGAGUGUUCCCCUCCGCCCCAGAAGGUGAUGGAGAAUCUAGCUGGCCUGGCGCAGGCCUGGCGGCACGAUAGGACACUAACAUUUACUUCAGAGUUGCAUAGCAUCUAUCGGUACAUGCAACAGUACCUCACUGACUUCCAGACGCCACCCACGGGCCCUGCAGUGUGGAACGGGAAUGGCUUCUCGUCACCCGCAGAUGUGGUGUUGACCUUCCCCGAUGGCUUGGACCUCACAGCCUUGAUAUCACAAGUACCCCCGGACUUCCAACAAUACAGCCGGCUCUUUGCAGCAUGGGGAGUCCGUCAGUCACCCAAAGAAGAGGAGGUGUGCCAGGCCCUGCACAAGCUGGCAGAUCAAAUCAACGUCCGACCGCAAGGUGGCACGCAAGCUGAAUUGCUCCUUGUGAUUGCUGUCUUGGACUGGCUCCGUAGUCGUGGACACCACGGAGAAAGGGAACUGUCUGUGCCUGUGCAGAUUCUGGGAUCGGCUGGUUUUGCUCUACGCCCUGCCAGUUCAGUGUUGUAUUGUGACAUGGAUCGGGCCCGGCUUGCUGAGCUGGAUGGAGACCCACCUACUUUGGUGCAUGAAUUGAUUUCCGCCACCACCGCUGCUUUCCUUGGGGUGAAGAUGCUGAGCACACGGUUGUCGGGCCUAGAACUGUUUGAGGCUUGGGGUCCUUCGGAGCCGAUCACUCUCCGGAUCCGCAACGUGCUCCGCGAGUACAGCCAGGACGCAGAUGUGUUCCAGGAACUGCUGCAGAACGCAGAAGAUGCUGGUGCCCAGACCUGUCGUUUCUUAGUAGAUCUCCGCCAGCAUAAUGGCACCACAGAAGGACUCCUAGACCCCGGCAUGGCUGCCUGCCAAGGACCAGCGCUUUGGGCCCAGAAUGAUGCAUUGUUCAGCAACACCGAUUUCUUAAACAUCAUCCAACUAGGUGCAGCCACCAAGGAACGCCAGGACGACAAGAUUGGCCGUUUUGGGCUGGGCUUCUGCACUGUCUACCACAUGACGGAUGUGCCUUCCCUCCUCAGCGGCCACACCGUGCUCAUCUUUGACCCCAACGUCACCCAUCUCCAGAAGCACAUUCAUGGCCAAGCCAGACCAGGCAUUCGUUUGAAAUGGACCCGGCAAGUCACCACUGCAUUCCCUGAGCAAUUUCGGCCCUUCACGGGCAUUUUCGGGUGCCAAGCUGGAGAGAAUUACCAAGGCACACUCAUCCGCCUGCCCUUCCGCACUGAGCAGGAGGCGAGAGACUCUCAGAUCUGCCCUGAGCCCUUUGGACCCAGUCGAAUCAAAGCACUGCAAGAUGGCUUCAAGCAAGUGUACCAGUACCUGCUGAUCUUCCUGCGCAAUGUGCAAGAGGUGUCGCUGACCCACCUCCCUGGGGGUUCCAGUUUCCCAGAAUUUGCCCAACCACUGGCCACGGUGAGCAGGCAAGCACUUGACAAGAUGGGGGCUCUCAAUAUUGUGAAAUUGACAGCAACUUGGAAGUCGGACGUGCUUACCAGCCAUUACCUGCUACACUCAUGCUUAGCUACAGGAGAAGCCCAGGGACUGUUCAAACAAGGGGGAGGAGAGGGUGUCCAUUUCUCGCCUCCGGUUGCUGGUGUGGCCCUGCCCCUCCGCCCUGCCACCACUGCUGGACGAUGGGUCCCAGAUUUAGAUGGCUUCAAAGGCCGCGUCUUCUGUUUUUUGCCUCUUCCUAUUGAAUCUGGCUUCCCGCUGCACCUCACGGCAGCCUUUGCUGUGCUUAGUAAUCGUAAAGGGCUCUGGGAUGCCACGGAGAAGGGACAAUGGAACAAGGCCCUCCUACGGGAUUCAGUGCUGGGCGCCUGGCUUGGGGCACUGUCUCGGCUCAGGGACAUGUACAAAGAAGGAUUGCUGGAGGAGUACAAAUACUACAUUUUUUGGCCUGAUGUGCGCAAUGCAAAGCAUCCUUUCAGUGAAACAGCCAAGGCCUUCUACCAGGCAUUAGUCAAUGGAGUUGACGGGGAGCAGCCAGUUCUGUUCUCUGAUGGCCAGAAAUGGUGUCCAGCCCGGCACGCCUGCAUUUUGGAUGCUGACAUUCACGGUGAGCAGCAGCUGAGUCCUAUAGCUGCCAGGGUCUUCUCUUCACUCCUGUCAGAACCCCAGAUUGCAGUGUCUCUUCCCAGCUGGGUGAAGAUGAAUUUCAAAGAAUGCACCAAUGCAGAUGACCUCUUGCCAAAUACCUACAACUGGGAGCGAUUCCUCCGGGAGCUUGUUUUGCCCAACCUGGCUCUGCUGGCAGUGCCGGAUCGUGAUGCCUUGAUUCUUCGUGCCCUGGAUUUGAAUGAUGCUAGCGUGGAUCGGAUCCUCACAUCCCUGCCUUGCAUUCCCACCACUCCACACAAAGAGCUGAAAAAUAUUAAGGGACUCGUACACCCCAUGGGCCGUGCUGCACCUCUCUACACCCCAGAAGAAGGCCGCUUCCCCAUGGGCAAAAGUUUUCUGAUGCCAGAAAGGCUGUUGCGCUUGGAGCAUCUUGGUAUGGUCCACAAUUUGGUGGCAAUGGAGGAACUGAUAGACCGAGCCAGAACUGUGGAAGCCUUGUGGCAUCGUGAUCCACAGAAAGCUUGCCAGCGAGCCCACCAUAUCCUGGAUCUCCUGGAAGAUCACCUUCAGAGAGGUUCUAGCAAUACAAUCCAGGUCAUUUUUAGAGAUAUUCCCUUCUUGCCAACAGUACUUCCAGGUAACUGCCACAAACUCUUCUGCUCUAAUAAGAUUUACCACUACAAGAUGAGCCCGCUGGUAGGCUUGAUUGAACCUGUUCUGGACAAGGAGGCCCUUGGUAAAGGCUUGAAGCUCUCCAAGGAGCUAAAGGAGUUCUUAGGGCUAAGUCGCCAGCCACCCGUUGCUACAGUACUAGGGCAACUGGAGAGAGCAUCGCAAGGCUCCAAUGCCCUGCCCAGGAAGGAGCUGGCCAAGACAGCGCAGAGCUGCUAUGACUUCCUGAAUAAGAUGGUGCAGAAUGACCCAACAUGCAAGGAGGAGGUGUUCCAAAGGGCACAGGCUUUCCCCUUCGUCCUGGUGGGUACUGGCUUUGUGUCAGUGUGCAGCGUGGCCCGUAAACUGGCCUUUGACGGUGCUCCAUACCUCUUCCAGCUGCCUGAGGAGUACCAGCAGCAAAAGCAGCUGUGGAAGUGUGUGGGGCUGCUGGACGCUUUUGAAGUAAAGAACUACGCCACUGUGUUGCAAGCACUGGCCACGAAUGCAGCUGAACUGCCUCUUUCCAAAAAGCAGGUGGAUCUGGUCUUUAGGCUGAUCACCACUGGGCUAGCUGGUGCCUUGCCGGAGGGUCAGCAAAUGGGUUCUUAUGAGGCCCAGAACAUCUUUUUCCCAGAUCAAGACAAAGUCCUGCGCCCGCUGCCCAAGUUGCUCUAUGAUGACACGCCAUGGCUGCCCCGCGAGAAUGGGGCCCUGCUCUGCCAUUCCAUGAUCCCACGGGAAAUUGCCAUGCGCUGUGGCAUCCCCACCACGAAGCACCGCGCCUUGUCACGCCAGCGGAUCCAGGGCCUCUCUCCCUGGGCCACAGAAUUCGGAGCUAAAGAGGACCUUUGCACCCGGCUAUCCAACAUCCUACGGGACUACUCCUCUUCGCGGGACGUGCUGAAGGAGCUGCUGCAGAAUGCCGACGAUGCUGGGGCAAAAGUCAUCCACUUCAUCUGGGAUCAGCGUCAACACCCGACUGACCGCGUCUUCAGCGAUGAGUGGAACGCUCUUCAAGGUCCGGCCCUUUGCAUCUAUAAUGACCGGACCUUCCAGAUGAGUGAUAUUGAAGGGAUCCAGCGCUUAGGCUGCGGUGGCAAAGGUGGAAGGCGGGAUGCUACUGGCAAGUACGGGCUGGGCUUCAACACAGUUUUCCACUUGACUGACUGCCCUGCCUUCGUGACAGGGGACAGCCUCCUAUGCGUCUUUGACCCCACGUUGCGCUACCUGCCCGAUUCUCACAAGGCCUCACCUGGUGCAAAGUAUAGUCUCACUAAAGGUUUCAAAGCCACCUUUGGGGAUGUUUAUCAUGCCUUUUUGCCUGAUGUGUUUGAGCUGGAACAUGGCACACUCUUCCGGUUGCCCCUACGUACUCCUGCCGAUGCGGUCUCCUCCCCAAUCUGCAAGGACUCCGUGUCUGAGGAAGGCAUGGAAAAUUUGAUUGGGGCUCUCGUGGAAGAUGCAGACUGCCUUGUGAUGUUCCUCAACCACAUUCGCUCCGUGGUUUUCUCUGUGAUCAGCAAGAGGGGAGGAGCACCAGAGGAGGUGCUGCGAGUGGAGACUGAUGGUGGUGAGCCUGAAAGGCUAGAAUACCAAAAACAUCUCCAACGGGUGGCUGCAGCAGGAGGCAUGGACGAGGGCAAGCCAAUCAGAGUCUUCUACAGAAUGAAGGUGAAUAACAGCUUGGCCAGGGCUCCCAGGAACUGGCUGGUCGGUAGGCAGAUUGGGGUGGAGAGCACAGAUACGGUGGAGAGCAGGCUGCUGCCACAUGGUGGGGUGGCUGCUUGCCUUGAUGGAAAGCCACCCAGCAGGGCCUUCUGCACACUGCCAUUGCCCGUGGACACAGGCCUCCCCAUCCACAUCAAUGGAAACUUCGCGGUGGACUCAGCACGGCGCGACUUGCGGAAGGGCGGCGAAGGCAACGUCAACACGGCGUGGAACGGCUUGCUGCUGCAAUGUCUCGUGGCCCCUUUGUAUUGCCGCCUGCUCGAGGAGCUGCGUCAGGCGCUGGGGGCUGUACCACUGACGUUCUGCACCAUGAGGGAAUGCCAGGAGCGGCUGAAUUCAAAGUAUUUGCAGUAUUUCCCAUUGGUGACAGAGGACGUCGCCCCACUCUGGCAGGAGCUGGUGACCCGUGUGUAUGAACUGGCCUAUGAGGAGCAGCUUCCAUUGGUGCCAGUGUACGAGAAGCAGAUUCGUUACUUUCCAUUUAGCGUGGAAGUAGUGAGUGUGGGCUGGAGCGCACCCAAAUUGGGCCACCCAACCAAAGAGCCCUAUUUCCUGCAGUCUGAGAUAGAUAAUCUCCUUGAGAAGACUCUCCAGACUUUGGGCAUGCGUUUAGUCCCUGCCUUCAAGCACCUGCAGGAGAUCCGCAACCAAUUUGUCAAGGCAGAAAUUGCCGUCUUAACUCUUGACCCACCUUCCCUCUGUUGCUUUCUCAGGAGCCUGCCCGACUUCUGCCUGCCAUGCCCGCUUGAACAAACGCCGGUGAAGAACAGUUACAAUUGCUCUGCUCUCCUGAAGUUCUGCCUCAGUGAGCUCCGUUCCGAGGAUAUGAGCUGUGUGGAAGGUCUCCCCUUACUGGUGACCCAGGAUAACAUGCUGAGGAGCUUCAGUCGGCAGAAGCCUGUAUACCAGAGCUGGGAUUAUAAACUUUUCCCACAACGUAAGGACCGUUUCUCUGCCUGCUGCAUUCACAACGUAGAGGCCAAGCAGCAGUUAAUAGAGAUGGGGUUCCUGAAGGAUUUUACUCUCUCUGAAUCUGUGGACUACAUCCAGGAGAUGCUGAUGUUGGACAAGUGGGCCACUGCUGCUGAACACCAGAGCUGGCUACGUGAGCUAUGGGAGUUCUUUGAGAAACAGGUCUGCAAGUCUAAGGGUGAGGAAAAGAUGAACCAGACAUUUGAAGAACUAGUCUCCCUCUUCAGAGGCUGUGCUCUGCUCCCUGUGAGUGGCUGCAAUAAGUCCUUGGUUCCUCUUGAGUCCCUCAACACCAUUAUACCUGAUGACUCGAGCGAGGUUUCUGCUAUCCUCUGCAAACUGGGCUUUGCCAAGCUAGACUCCUCCCUUCUGCCUCCUAUGCUCACCAGGUACUGCAUCCAGCCACGAUUGUUGCAGAGCACGGACCCUGCUGUAGUGCUGAUGCAGCUGGCUGAACGUGUUAGCCUGUGUUGGGAUGAACUCGAGUCAUGGGACUUUGGGACACUGAUGAGGUUCCUGUGCAAAGAUCUGAAGAAGUUGCAGAAUGAUCAUGGAUUACUAUGCAAAUUGAAAACUUUGCCGGUGUUUGAGACUACCCAAGGAAAGCGUGUUUCACUGGCUUUAUAUGAAAAUGUGUACCGCCUGGAGUCCAAGAUUUCAAAGGAAUCUAAGAAUUUUAAGGAGCUGUACGAGGUAGAUGAGAGGACCAUUUUGCUGAGUGACAACUGGCUGAACCAAUGUCUCAGUGAAUGCCUGGGCAUUGGUGUAAUGAACGACUUGCAGCAGUUCAUGCAGCAGCUUUUGCCCCGGGUGACCCAUCUCCCAGAGGCCAGAGUACUAGAGGCCGUGAAGUUACUCCUCACCAUAAACAUGCAUUAUUAUGCAGAGUAUGAGGCUGAGAAAGAGGCUGUGGUGUCAAAGUUUCGGUCUUUCCCCUUCAUUCGGGACAAGCAAAAUGUGCUGCGUCCUGCAUCCUACUUCUAUAAUGAGGAUGAUCAGCUUUAUCAGACAUUGGGGUUGGCCUCUCGGUUUGUGCCAGACAAAUUCUAUAAGUCAGUGUGGUCGGGCUAUAAAGGGGAUGUGAAAAGAUUCUUAAUCGAUGUGGGCCUGAAGAUCGUGAUAUCCGAGGAAGAUUUUCUGCUGUGUGCUGUUCAGGUUCAGGAAAGAGCACUGAGGGACGGUGCCACAUCUGGUGAUCUCCCUGAAAGAAGGAAAGGACUCUUGAAGCACCUGUUUUCCAGGUCAAGCGAAGACCUGUCAAAUGCCUUCCUGGAAAAAGUGUCCAAGAUCCGUUUCCUAGUGCCAGAAUUAGUGUCUGCUGAGUUGUGUCGCCUUCACUCCCCAUAUGUCCCACACAAUUGCCCAGUGGCACCCCAAGGUUCUCUGUACACUACACACACAGUCAGACUAUUCUGGACCUCAGCGGUUGUUCUGCCUUCCAUUGAAGAAGUACAAACAGCCAUUCUGGAGCGACUUGGGGUGUGCUGUACCUUGCCAGCAAAAUUGGUUUUGAAGAAUCUUAGCAAUGUAUGCCAGGCACCAUGCGAUACCUUAGAAGCCAGGAAAACCCGGGAGCAGGUCCUAAUCUCAAUAUACGAGUACUUGUCAAAACAGGAAGAGAUAGAGACUGGCUACCUAAAGGGAAUCCCUGUGAUACUGGUGGAUAAUGAUGAGGUAGCAGUGGCCCAACAUGUGGUGGGCUCCUUAAAAUGUUCUAGGGAAUUCCGGCCAUACAUCUAUCAGCUGCCCCGAAAGUUAUCUGCCUACACAGAUCUCUUGGAGAAAUUUGGAGUGCAAGCUGAACCAAGCAUCCAUCAUUAUGCCAGUGUUCUGGCCAGGAUUCAUGAGGAGACAGUAGAGCGGGUCACACUGCAGCCCAACCUUACUAAAACACUGCUCAGGGCCACCCAGUUCCUCUUCCAGCUCUUAGAUGAAUCGGAGAAACCGGUGGAUUUCUCACAGCUGAAGGAACUGCACCUGCCUUGCAUUGACGGGAAGUUAUAUCUUUCAAACACUCUUGUGUUCAGUCUGUACAAAUCUGACCAACAACUCCAGGCCUUGAAGAGCACCUUCCACUUUCUGGAGGAUCUCUCCGCCUCCUCCCUUGCCAAUGACAAGUAUGAGCAGUUGAGGCUUCUGCGGCUUCUGCCUGAGGCCCUGCGCCCCAAGAAUUUGUCAGACAUCACUAGAGAGCCGCUGGAGGAGUCCUCUCUGAAACUGUGUGCCUAUGGGGAACACUGUGAGUUCCAGAACUGCCUCAAAGAAGUUCUGGUUUCUCCCGAGUUCCAGCAUGCCCUGAUUGCUCUGCUGAAAUGGCAGGACAGAACAAAGGCAGUGGAUACAGAGAAGACAGAAUGUGUGUGCGACGGACUCUUCUCACCAGAGCAUCUAGAAGUGAUGUGUUGUGAAAAGGUGCGCACCGUAAUGAUGCACAACUCACAGGUUUUGGAGGGAACCCAGUGUGACAAGACGGUGCAUGUCGUAAGUAUGCCAGAUAGCAAGCAGCGGAUUUACCUUGAACACCAAGAGAUUAUGGAUCCAGAAAACACUGUGCAGAUCUCUGACGUCCUAGCCGCAGAAGUGAAUAAGCUUUUAGGAGAAAGGCUUCAUCAUAAAGCCCUGGUGGUCCUCAUGCAGAUUUUGGUUUGCCAGGGCCCUCAGAAAAUUGCUAAAGUGCUAGAGAAGAACGAUGUGCCCCUGCAUCAACCUGCAAACCAAAAUGCUUACAACCUGCCCCCUCCUGGAGAUGCCAUCCCUGAGGAAUGGUACGACAGCUUGGACAUGAGCAUCCUCCAUACCUUUGUGCCAGGAGAUUAUGUGGGUUACCUGGACUCUUCCCAGCCUGGAGAGCAUUACCUUUAUGCCGUGAUCCUUGAAGCACUUGGGCCGCAGCAGAGUGGUGCUGGCCAAGUACAUGUAUACCGUGUUGACCUGGGAGGAGGGCGGGAAGAAGAAGUCAGUGCCCAUGACCUCUACCACUUCCAGAGGACCAGGCCAGUCCCUGUCUUAAGUCAAGCUGUGGUCCUGGCAGAAAUUUCUCCCGGUGCUGCUAGCAGUGCAAGCUCGGCUGCAAGGGGCGACUGGUACCAGCGGCCACUGAGUGAGGUGCAGAAAGAAUUGGAUGCCUGCCUAGCUGAAAUUUGGAGUCUGUCGGAGGAAGAGAGGAGGAAGGCCGUAAGAAGACUCUAUCUAUGCUACCACCCAGAUAAAAACUUGGGUCAAGAGGAUUCUGCCAACGAAAUCUUCAAAUACCUUAAAGAGAAGAUCAAGGAGAUGGAGAACAAGGGAAAACGCAGCUCUAGCUGGGAACCCCAAAAUAGCAGUUCCUACAACAGAAACUUCUGGAACUUCUCAAAUUCUUGGGCAGAAUGGGACAAGCAAGCUCAUCAGCACCAUCAGAGGCGACAGGAAUUCACCAGGCGAAGUGGUGGUGGACAGCGCGGUGACUACAACUUCUGGUCAUUUCAUCAGAGUGGACCAAAUUGUUCAACGAAUCAAUCAAAGCGCCGUUGGCAGGAGGAGGCCAAGCGCUGGUUUCGGCAAGCAGAGUGUGAUCUGCGGGGGGCAGCUGGCCACGCUGGAAGUGACAGCACCGAAUGGCUACUUUACAAGACUUACCGGGCAGUGGAGAAAGCCCUGACAGCAAUCGAGUACAGCCAGGGAGGCUGCUUUGACAAGAAACUGUCUCUUGCAAUGCUGGCUGAUAACGUGGCAUCCCAUGGAGAUGAGCUGUCCACGCUUCCUGACCAAAUUGCUGAGCUCCGGGGGCAUGGCAUGGAUGAUAAGACGACUCAGUAUCCCAGCUACCACAGUUUCCCCACCAUUCCUAAUGAGGCCUUCCCUGCAUGUAAAGAGCAGGAGGUGCUACUCUUAGCUCAGGAGAUCCUAAACACAGUGAAGAGGUGGCUUGGCCUGUCAUAAGAGUGGAAGAUUUUUGUUUAAAAGUCCUGGACAGGUAGUUUGUAUAUAUAACAGAACUGAAUAUGAAAAGGAAUAACUGGGAGAAAACAUUUCAAAGCGGGGCUCUUUGGAAAAUACAUAUGACUCUUAGAACAAGAUUUAUGGUUGGGGUGUGGGAGCUUGUCUUUGUGAAAGUGGGACUAAAUAACCAUUCCUGAAUAAGGACAUUUUGUUACUUGACUUUUGUUAUUUUGCAUUAAUAAACUUUUGUUUCAUUAAAAAA
This is a messenger RNA of Elgaria multicarinata webbii, 13062 nucleotides long. Its product is annotated as sacsin-like. The transcript has 10 exons. The record is from RefSeq and is a predicted model, not a curated record. The coding region runs from base 126 to 12800 and encodes 4224 amino acids. Lineage: Eukaryota; Metazoa; Chordata; Lepidosauria; Squamata; Anguidae.